Messenger RNA from Durusdinium trenchii, 3141 nucleotides. Lineage: Eukaryota; Dinophyceae; Suessiales; Symbiodiniaceae. The record is from the annotation of a GenBank genome assembly.
GCCGCCGCCUUUACCAAGACCUCCUGAUUCAAUGGCAUGGCAUGUCGGGCGUGGCAUGUCCGACCUCAACGGACGGCAGCUGCAGGCCCCACAGGAGCAGAGCUGUCCUGUCUUUGCUGUUGGGCCUGACAUUGACGGAGACUGUCGCUGUCUUGAGAGCCAGCCGAAUUGCUUUCAGGACAGUCGGCAGCAAUGUUUUCGCGCAGAUGGCCGCCUGGAUCUCCACUACUUUGCUGUAAGCUGUGAGACUUGUAUGUGUCAGUCAUCCAUUGGCGAUAGCAGCUCCAACGGCGAGUCAGAGAUUACUUGUGCCACUGCAGAUGGGGCUCAGGAGGUGACACUGGCCCCAGAUGCAGCAGGUCUCUGCUACUGUCCCGACUCGUUGCCUCACUGCGUGCUCCUGCCAGAUGAGCUAGAAGGAUGUGUCGAAAGUCAAACCGCUGAGACUGUGCUCACAGAGGCAUUUCCAGCAGGUUGUGUUGCUGAGCGCUGUGCUUGCCGCGCUCCUUGCCCAUCUUUUGCGCAGAAAAGGUUUGCUGAUCCCUUGGGCGACUGUGCUUGCCCCACUUCGACCCCGCUGUGCUACGAAGAUGGUGUGCAGGGCUGCACAUCAGCAACAGGGACCACAUCCAAGGCAUACUUCGCGAGCAGCUGUGGUUCUCACUGUGAAUGCAUCCAGCAAUUCAACUACCAGUGUGACGCCAGGACCUGUUUUGCGAGCACUGACUGCAUCUUUUCGACGUGCAGGGAUUGCGAUAUUUGCAAAGGUAUCACCAGGUGUCCGACACCUCCUGGAGAUGAUACCGUUAGCCUUCCCGACUGGAGUGGAAACUGCCGGUGUCCAAAUCAACAGGUGUGCUUCGAAGGGGGGAGCAGAUCUCCUGGUUGUCCAAUUGCUCCGUCCGGACGCUCUCAAUUCUCCUUUCAGGUGACCUGUGUAGAUUGCAUUUGUGGUGAGCAAACAGGCAGCAGUGGCAACGUGAAGUGCCCCAAGUUCGCACGCGACAACGUCCCUGGUUUUUCGGGUGAUUGCAUUUGUCCAGAUGAACUGCCAGACUGCUAUCAAGAUGGUGUGAAGUGGUGCUUGAGGACUGACGGUCAACGAGAUCUGCACUAUUUUGACCCGGGCUGUUUGGAUUGUGAUUGCCGUGCGGCAACCCAAAGGAAUGGUACAGAUGAGCAGGUCAAGCCAUGCCCCAGCUUUGCCAAGUUCUCUGAGUCCAGCUCGUACCAGAAUUGCCUUUGCCCAGAUGACCUGCCCGUUUGCAUCCAGCAGGAUGGUGCAGCAGCGCCCGGUAGAGCUGGACCAUACUGCCGAGUUGCCCAGGGCUGGGACUCCUCCCGGGAGUUCCGGUAUGAUUGCACCACCUGUUCCUGUGUGGGCAUCGAUGGGGAGGGUUUGCAGCUUCGGGACUUCGCGCCGGAGGAGCUGUUGACAGCUGCUGGUGUCACCUACGUGCGCAUGAACCUUGCAUUUGAUAUUCGCCUUGUUAAUACCGACAAUUCUCUGAAUGAUUGGUCCCUGGUUUCAGAUCGAGUACUCCUCUCUGAGUCCAGCAGGCAAGUGAUUGCAGACGCUGCAGCCUUCGCAAUUACCGGGCAAGGCCAUUCGGUGAUGGGCUAUUGCAACGACUUGACGGAUGUAACUAGCAGGACUGUGAAUGGAGGAGACUACGAGGGCAUUCGCAUCCAUCGGCUGUUCGCAGAGUUGGGAGUCAUGUUUGCCGAAGGCUCAGGCAGGCGCUUGGCGAUACGAGACAGCGAGGAUCCGACUCAGCUGCACCACAGUCGGUCUUUGCAGAGUGUCAAAGCUGUGGACCAGCUGACCUUGCAAGAGCACGAGCUGUUGUUGAGUUUGUCGACCGUGUUUCGACCAAUGCAGUUCAAGCAGCAGCUGGAUGUGCAAAUGCAGCUCCUUUUGGAUGACAUGGCGAGCUGGCACCCAUCUCCCGGUGGCUUGCAGUGCAAAGUUACACCGAGACGAACAGUCCCGACUCUUCGCAAAAGGAUUCUUUUGGGUGAUGUGAUGGGUCUCCAAUCUGGAAACCUGCUUCACAAGGGAACACCAAGGCUUGGGGAAAAGAUAGGAGCAGGAGAAUCGGAGGCGGUCUUUUGGGUUGGAGAUCUCCAGCUCGAUGGUGCAGGUUUGGUGCAGCCUCCUCGAUUCUCUGUGAGCCGAGCACAGCUUGGAGAUCUUCAGGACCUGCCCACGCUGGAGAUCACUGGGCCGUUAGCACGCUCGCCACCAGUGACCAACAACAUGAAGGAUGCCCCAGAUGUAGGGACCAGCUCAGAACCCACGCAGGGAGAUCUUCCUCAAGAUGAGGGGAUAGAUCUCAUGUCCCUGUUGCCUGUGGGUAUCUCUGUGGUCUCUCUACUUGUAGCUUUGCCGCUGCUCUAUUGCUGCCUGCGCCGGUUCCGUCGCUGCCUGCGCCGCCGCCGCGAGAAGCGGAGGUCCAAGAGCUCUGACGGCUCCCGCUCGCCGCGCUCGCCGCGCUCGCCGCGCUCGCCGACCGGCUCGCCACGCUCGCCGCGGCCUGCGUCGCCGCGGUCGCCCCGGGGCUCCCCGCGGAAUGUGGCAUCGCCUCGCUCGCCCAAGCAAGGUGUUCGAGAGACCCGAGAGACGCCAGACCCGACAGAGUCAAAAGCCUCGCAGAAUCCUGAGGAGGUUACUGCAACCACUUCCUUCAAGCCCACCAACAGCAUGCGUGUUGUCCAGCAGGCGACUACCUCUGUUUUUGACAAGAAGAAGCCGAAUGAGUCUGCGGUGGGUGACCUGGCAAUCCGCCAGAAACUGGGGCAAAAGAGCACGAGUGCUGCAGCAAGCUCGGCUCUGGCCGAGACAGAGAGUGAUGAAAACAAGGGAAAGAGGGGCUUCAUGGGCCGGAUGCGCCGCAAAGACAAGGAGAAGGACCAGAAGGAGAAGGGGGGAAGCCCUAAUCAGUCCCCUCGCGCUGCAGAUAGGUCGCCUCGAAGUCCUCGAUAGCAGGCCAUCUGAGUGCCGUGUGGUACAACCUGGAGCUCCUGCAGGUUAGAGCUCCAGGUGCUAAUGGGCUGAGGCUGUUGACCGCCAAAGGUGGUGAACAGUCGAUGCAUUGGGCCAAAGAAUGCCUGGCAGCGAAAAAUGGAUUGAAAUGGGUG